Molecule: messenger RNA, 1514 nt
Organism: Myripristis murdjan (pinecone soldierfish)
Lineage: Eukaryota; Metazoa; Chordata; Actinopteri; Holocentriformes; Holocentridae
Product: zona pellucida sperm-binding protein 3-like
Exons: 8
Coding region: 218-1378 (386 amino acids)
Biological process (GO): positive regulation of acrosome reaction; egg coat formation; binding of sperm to zona pellucida
Cellular component (GO): extracellular matrix
Molecular function (GO): acrosin binding
Source: RefSeq, a predicted model, not a curated record
GUGACCUGAUGGGUCUGUAGUGGAAAGUAUUUCAGCUUUGUGUUGGUGCCGGUUCCUUGUAUUAGAGAACUUGUGUGUCAUGUGUCUUGCAUCUGAUUUAUGAUACGGUAUCAUCUGUAUUUUUUUACUUCUUUGUUAGUCUUGUGACUUAUUGAGCUGGCUGGAUGGAAAGGAAAUACAGCAGUCUCAUUUCCCCAAAUCUUUUCCUCAUGUUCUCAUGAAAGAAAGAACAAUGGUGAGCUCAAGUCACUCAGCCUUUCUGGCACUGCUGUUAUCAUCUGCAUUCAAUGUUGGAUACACCAUUCGCACUUUGAAAGACGGACCCAUGAUAGGGCCUGGGGGAAGGGAAUAUAAAUCUGCUGCAGUAAGACUUGAUGAUACUGAAAAUGUCAGCCAACCACCGUCCCAUCAGGAAUCCAGCAUACAGGUUCAAUGCACCGACACAGAAAUGAUCAUAGUGAUAAAGGCUGACCUGUACAACAACGGACGCAGUGUGUCUCCUGGAGAGCUCUCUUUGGGGCGUUCAGAGAGAGAGGGAUGCCAAGCUGUUGCUGUUAGUGAUGCUGAAUAUGUCAUUGCAGCUGACCUGAGGGACUGUGGCUCAAAAUUAACUAUAUCUGACGACUCGGUGGUCUACUCAAACAAGCUGAUGUUCUCCCCAGCAGCCAGGUAUCACGGCAUCACAAGGAUGACCAAAGCUGCUGUUCCUGUUUCCUGCCACUACAAAAGGACACACUUUGUUAGCAGUCAUGCUCCACAGCCACCAUUGACCUUCUCUACAUCCACAAAGUAUUCAGCCGAGCACUCGGGUUUCUCCCUAAAGCUGAUGACCGAUGACUGGAGAAGUGAGAGGUUCUCUAGUAUCUUCUACCUCGGAGAUGUCCUGCACCUUGAAGCAUCUUACAGCUCUCCUGAUCCGGUGCCCAGGCGGCUCUUCAUGGACAGCUGUGUCGCCACGCUGCAGCCUGAUGCAGCGUCGGUCCCCAGAUACCACUUCAUUGAGAACCAUGGGUGCCUCACUGAUGCGAAAGAGGUCGGAUCAAAUGCCCUGUUCCUACCACAAACAAGAGCUGACAAACUUCAACUGCAGCUUGAUGCGUUCUUGUUCCACCGGGACCCAAGAAACACAAUUUACAUCACGUGCCAGCUGAAAGCCACUUCUCAGAUGUGGAGGAGUGGCCCUAACGCCAAGGCCUGCAACUACUUAAAUUCAAGGUGGAGGCAUGUGGAUGGAGACGAUGAGGUGUGUGGGUGCUGUGAAAGUGACUGCUCUUCCAAAUGGAACCAGAGGGCUAAUCCGAGACGUCUAAUCCCUGAAGAUACCAUGGUUUGCAGCAUCGUGACUUAUGGCCCUGUGAUGGUUUUACCUCGGAAGUAGAUUCAACACAGCUUCCUGUAGACAAUAGUCGACUAUUUUGAUAAGGUUAUGUUUUUUGCUUCUCUCAUGCAAACACUGAAAGCAACCUUGAAGCUGGGGGUAUAAAACACAGAACAACAUGCCAUGUGAGAAGUCA